AUGGCCAACACGCUGCCCCCCUGCCUGCUCCUGGUCCUGCUGCUCCUGGCCCCGGUCCUGCCUGCGCCGCACAAGCGAGGGCUCAUCUUCAACUUGGACACCGGGGAGCUGUGCCUGCAGAGCGCCCAGUGCAAGGACGGCUGCUGCCACCGGGACGGCGGCCUGAGCCUGGCGCGGUGUGUGCCGAAGGCGGCCGAGUUCCAGGAGUGCUCCCCGAAGAGCAUCUAUGGGGUGUACUACAAGUGUCCCUGCGAAAGCGGCUUGACCUGCGACGUUGAUAAGACCAUCGUGGGCUCCAUCACCAACAGCGACUUUGGCACCUGCAAGGACCCCAGGGGCUCCAGGUUGUGGUGA
Messenger RNA from Balearica regulorum gibbericeps (East African grey crowned-crane), 354 nucleotides. It is a transcript of the gene CLPS, whose product is annotated as colipase. Gene Ontology annotation, cellular component: extracellular region. Lineage: Eukaryota; Metazoa; Chordata; Aves; Gruiformes; Gruidae. Gene Ontology annotation, biological process: lipid catabolic process; digestion; positive regulation of catalytic activity. The record is from RefSeq and is a predicted model, not a curated record. Gene Ontology annotation, molecular function: enzyme activator activity; lipase binding.